Peromyscus leucopus (white-footed mouse) is the source of this 6633-nucleotide messenger RNA. It is a transcript of the gene Ndst1, whose product is annotated as N-deacetylase and N-sulfotransferase 1. Gene Ontology annotation, molecular function: deacetylase activity; heparan sulfate N-sulfotransferase activity. Gene Ontology annotation, cellular component: Golgi apparatus. Bases 914 to 3562 code for a protein of 882 amino acids. NCBI's taxonomy places the organism in Eukaryota, Metazoa, Chordata, Mammalia, Rodentia, Cricetidae. The record is from RefSeq and is a predicted model, not a curated record. The transcript is spliced from 15 exons.
GGUCAUUCUAGCUCCAUGUCCACUCGGUCACUUGCCUUCUCCGAAUCUGCACUUCCUUUCUGGGAAGUGCACCCCGGUGACCCUACCCAGUGUGGGGACACAGCAGGGGUGUUCAGCACAGCUCCAGUGAGCUUCCAGGAGCCCCCUCUGGGUUAGUGGAUGUCUGCAGGGGAGGCUGUUCUUGUGCGGAAAUGUCCUUGUCCUUCGAGUGUCUGUGAUCAGAGCCUAAGGAAAAUAACUGCGAUGGCUUUGAUGGCCUUAGGAAUGUUGGGGUGAGCAGAGAGCCCUGUUUUGGGGAAGGGAGCCCUAGUCCUGCAUAGCUGGUCCUGCCUUGGCUUGUUAUCCAGUGCCCAUCCCCCACCUGCUGUUUGUUUGCUUGGUAAACCUUUUUUUCAGAGCUGGUACAGAGAUAAAUUUUCAACUCAGGCCCGGCUGGAAGUAAGGCCUUAGCCACCCACAGUCUUGGGCCUGCCUUUGCCUGCCAGGAGGGGACCUAGAACAAGUUCCCAGACUUAAGAAGCAGGCUCCCCAGCCUUCACCCUGCGGGUACAACUCAAGAGAGCGGCAUGCGGCACCCCCUGGCUGGCCCACCGUCUUCUGACCUGCUGUUGACCACCCCCAGGAGGCCCUGACGCCCUGGGGCACUUCCGCUCUGCACAGGACCACGCUGGGGUUUGCCAUGGUGACAUAAAGGGGUAUAGAGGAAGGAAGGAGCAAGACCAGCCUGUAGACUGUGCCCCUGGCUGGGAGACAGGGCCAGGGGCCCCCAUCCUUCUCUCCGCUGCCCUUUGAACGUCUUACUUCUAAGUGUCUGAAUUUCUCGGUCAGUGGACAGCUCUUGGGCCUCCUGUGUGAGGCCUUGCGGGGGCCAGGCCAGGCUGGGCCUCUGCGGGUUGAGGUCUUGGGGGCCAGGAUGCCUGCCCUGGCGUGCCUCCGAAGGCUGUGUCGGCACAUGUCCCCACAGGCUGUCCUUUUCCUGCUGUUUGCCUUCUGCCUGUUCAGCGUCUUUGUCUCUGCCUACUACCUAUACGGUUGGAAGCGGAGCCUUGAGCCCUCGGCAGAUGCCUCGGAGUCUGACUGUGGGGACCCUCCACCCGUGGCCCCCAGCCGUCUCCUGCCCAUCAAGCCUGUGCAGGCGGUUGCCCCUUCCCGAACAGACCCCCUGGUGCUGGUCUUUGUGGAGAGCCUCUAUUCGCAGCUGGGCCAGGAGGUAGUGGCAAUCCUGGAAUCUAGCCGCUUCAAGUACCGAACAGAGAUUGCCCCCGGAAAGGGGGACAUGCCCACACUCACUGACAAGGGCCGUGGCCGCUUUGCCCUCAUCAUCUAUGAGAACAUCCUCAAGUAUGUCAACCUGGAUGCCUGGAACCGGGAGCUGCUGGACAAGUACUGUGUGGCCUACGGCGUGGGCAUCAUUGGCUUCUUCAAGGCCAAUGAGAACAGCCUGCUGAGUGCACAGCUCAAAGGCUUCCCUCUUUUCCUGCAUUCGAACCUGGGCCUGAAGGACUGCAGCAUCAACCCCAAGUCCCCACUGCUCUAUGUGACGCGGCCCAGUGAGGUGGAGAAAGGCGUGCUGCCCGGAGAGGACUGGACGGUCUUCCAGUCCAACCACUCUACCUAUGAGCCAGUGCUGCUGGCCAAGACGCGCUCCUCCGAGUCCAUCCCGCACCUGGGUGCAGAUGCGGGCCUGCAUGCCGCCCUGCAUGCUACCGUGGUGCAGGACCUGGGCCUCCACGACGGCAUCCAGCGUGUGCUGUUUGGCAACAACCUCAACUUUUGGCUGCAUAAGCUGGUCUUCGUGGAUGCUGUGUCCUUCCUCACAGGGAAGCGCCUCUCACUGCCUUUGGACCGAUACAUCCUGGUGGAUAUCGAUGACAUCUUUGUGGGCAAGGAGGGCACACGCAUGAAGGUGGAGGAUGUGAAGGCCCUGUUUGAUACACAGAAUGAACUUCGCACACACAUCCCAAACUUCACCUUCAACCUGGGCUACUCAGGGAAAUUCUUCCACACAGGUACCGACGCUGAGGAUGCUGGGGAUGACCUGCUGCUGUCCUACGUGAAGGAGUUCUGGUGGUUCCCCCACAUGUGGAGCCACAUGCAGCCCCACCUCUUCCACAACCAGUCUGUGCUGGCUGAGCAGAUGGCCCUGAACAAGAAGUUCGCUGUCGAGCACGGCAUUCCCACAGACAUGGGGUACGCAGUGGCGCCCCACCACUCUGGUGUGUACCCUGUGCAUGUGCAGCUGUACGAGGCCUGGAAGCAGGUGUGGAACAUCCGUGUGACCAGCACAGAGGAGUACCCCCAUCUGAAGCCUGCCCGCUACCGCCGUGGCUUCAUCCACAACGGCAUUAUGGUCCUCCCUCGGCAGACCUGUGGCCUCUUCACACACACCAUCUUCUACAACGAAUACCCUGGAGGCUCCAGUGAGCUGGACAAGAUCAUCAAUGGGGGAGAGCUCUUCCUCACCGUGCUCCUCAAUCCUAUCAGCAUCUUCAUGACGCACUUGUCCAACUAUGGAAAUGACCGCCUGGGGCUGUACACCUUCAAGCACCUGGUGCGCUUUCUGCACUCUUGGACCAACCUGAGGCUGCAGACACUGCCUCCUGUGCAGUUGGCCCAGAAGUACUUCCAGAUCUUCUCUGAGGAGAAGGACCCACUUUGGCAGGAUCCUUGUGAGGACAAACGCCACAAAGACAUCUGGUCUAAGGAGAAGACAUGUGACCGCUUUCCAAAGCUUCUCAUCAUUGGCCCCCAGAAAACAGGCACCACGGCCCUCUACCUGUUCCUGGGCAUGCACCCGGACCUCAGCAGCAACUACCCCAGCUCCGAGACCUUUGAGGAGAUCCAGUUUUUUAAUGGUCACAACUAUCACAAAGGCAUCGACUGGUACAUGGAGUUCUUCCCUAUUCCCUCCAACACCACCUCUGACUUCUACUUUGAGAAAAGUGCCAACUACUUUGAUUCAGAAGUGGCACCGCGGCGGGCAGCUACCCUGUUGCCCAAGGCCAAGAUCCUCACCAUCCUCAUCAAUCCAGCCGACCGAGCGUACUCCUGGUACCAGCACCAGCGAGCCCACGAUGACCCAGUGGCCCUAAAGUACACCUUCCAUGAGGUGAUCACAGCUGGCCCUGAUGCGUCCUCGAAGCUGCGUGCCCUGCAGAACCGUUGCCUGGUCCCUGGCUGGUACGCCACUCAUAUUGAACGCUGGCUCAGCGCCUUCCAUGCCAACCAGAUCCUGGUCUUGGAUGGCAAACUGCUGCGAACAGAACCUGCCAAAGUGAUGGACACGGUGCAGAAAUUCCUCGGGGUGACCAGCACUGUUGACUACCACAAAACCUUGGCGUUUGACCCAAAGAAAGGAUUUUGGUGCCAACUGCUUGAAGGCGGAAAAACCAAGUGUCUGGGCAAAAGCAAGGGACGGAAAUACCCAGAGAUGGACUUGGAUUCCCGAGCCUUCCUAAAGGAUUACUACCGGGACCACAACAUCGAGCUCUCGAAGCUGCUGUAUAAGAUGGGCCAGACACUGCCCACCUGGCUGCGGGAGGACCUCCAGAACACCAGGUAGCCUCGGCCACCACAGCCAGACAGAACGCUUGUGUUAGCAGGGGUGUCCUGCCUCACACUGAGCCAGACUGACCUGCCGAGAAGGGUGCUGGGCCCGGCCAGCCAAAAGCAACGAGCAAUACUCUGCGAAGGCCCGUGGGGCCGGAAGCCCAGGCAGGUCUGCAAGCGCCUCAGAGCAUCCGCCGCUGGAUGUGUGGCCUAUGGGGCCUCUCUGAUACCGGAGGUCCGUUCCGUUCGCAGCUUCCCUGCCUGGGGAGACCACUUCCUGUUGGUGGAGGGUCAUUCCCCGGUGGGAGGAGUCCUGGAGACUCUCUGUCCCUCACUGUGUUCUGCCCACUCCUGCCCUUCCCUCUGUCACACCGCUGCCCCCUGCUCCAGCAGGGCGUCCCCUCAGUAUUAGCUGCCAUAUUUCCCUGUCCUCCAGACAGUAAGGGAGAAGAGUGCAGCUGGGCCUUUUCGCCCAACUAGGGAGAAAGACUGGGCAUGUCCGUGAGGGUUUUGAGCUGGGCUCUGCCAGGGUUUAGCUGGGCACCCGGAUGCACUCAUUGGAUUGGAUGUGAGGGAGGCCAUCUGGAGAGAACUUAGGACCUCUGUAUUUGGGUUAAUAUUAUCACAUCUCAUCUCUCCUUUGGGGGAGAGACUCUCUGGUCCCUAUAGUAACCACCUAGUGCUCAUGGUCUCUUGUAGGCCCUGGGCCACUGCCAUGCCACUGGGCCUAGAGAUAUGGGCCUCAGGCCUGUCCUAUUCACCUGGAUGUGACUGUGGUGUUUCCUGUGGUAACGGCUGAGGCGAGUCAGGAGUCGGCCGGGGUCCAUGCUCCGUGUACAUACAUCGUUUUGCAGCCACCGCCUCGGCCCAGCAGACAUGGCAGAGUUAGCAAGACUGCUGUCCACUGCUUUGCCCAGCAACCUGUGGCCGAGGGUCCCCAGAGACCCCUUAACCUCCCAAAUACUAAGAAGCUAAAGUAUUUUAAUAUUUUGUGUUUUUUUUCUUGGUGCCAGAGUUUAUACCCUGGGUGCUGGGGUCGCACUGUGUUUUAUAUAUAUAUAUAUAUAAUGUGUAUAUAUAUAUUAUAUUUUUUUUGGUUGGGUUUGUUUUUAAUUCAGUCAUACACAAUGGUGGCAAGCCCUAACCUCAAAGGGUGUCAUAUCUUAAUGCUAGAGAAUGAGUUGGGAGGAAAGGCAAGUGUUUCCGGUAAGAGUCUAGGCCUCAGGGAGCUGGCUUGUCCCACAGAGGGAACAGAGACGGUAAGAUGGGAAGGAAGACCAACUCUCUCCAGGAAGUCUGGGUUUACAAGCCUAGUGGCCCUGGGGUGUUUGGGCCACAGGGAAAAGCUGGGCUGGGGUGGGAGACGCCUGGGCUGCCCUCCCCCGUCACAUGGUGCUAGGUUGGGAGCUGCCUUGGAGUGGGGCGCCCACAGGGACCCACAGAACUGUCUCCAGUCCCUGCAGACACAGGGUCUCUGGCUGUUUUCUGCUUGGUUUCUGUUCCUGCCCCCCAUUCUUUCCACAAUGUGAAGUGACCGAGGUUGGGUUGCCCUUCUCUGCCUCGCCCCCCAACUGCCAAUUCAGUGUCCACCAGGCGUCCAGGACAUUCUGGCAUUCUGGGCUUGGAAGGGUCCCAAGAUGGGCACCAAGUGGGUCCAGGAAUGGGAGGUGGCCUUGGUCAGUGUCACCGAGCCAAUUGGAAACAGUACCGAGAGCUAAGUUCAGGCCCCUGAUCCUGAACCCUGUGCUCUUCCAGUACCACACUGCCUCGGAGCCCGUCCUCGGGACCCCCCAGUGUUUCAGGUUCCUGUCUUUCCCUCAGUCACAGCUGUGGUCAUUCCAGGACACGGGGACAAACCACUCUUUCCCAGCCAGGUGCCUUUGAGCCUUCCCCUCCCGAGACCCGCACGCCGCUUUCCCUGCUGUGUCCUCUUGCUUCAUCCUGGUGGCCAGGGCUGUCUUCAUGCUGAGCUGGCCUCUCCUCGAGUUGUCCACUGUGGCGGAGAGUGUUGGGUGCUCAGGGGCCCUGCAUGCGUGGUUUCGGUGUGCAGAGCCAUGUCGUGUCAUGUUUCUCAUUGGGGUCUUGGAGCCUGUGGAGUACCUGAGGACAGGGUGGGUUGGGUAUGCUCAAACGUCUUGCCAGCAAGCUGGAGCCAGACUCAGAGUUGGUCAGAGUGUGUCCUUCGCCUCACUUCCCACCUGUCAUGAGGGUGGCUCUUGUAUUCUGAAAGUUGCUUCCUCUAUGAGACCCUGUGAGAGCUGAGUUAGGGGGGUUGGAGUGGCCCCUGUAUAGCAUGCAGCUCCGUUAGCCUCUGCCUCUGGCCUCGGGUGGAAGUAGGCAGGUUAGAGACCCUAGCAGACAGGAGAUACUCUGGGGUCUGUUUCCUUCUAAGACCCCGGGGGCUGCCAUCUGUUCUAAGCCUGUAGGUUAUUGCUGCUACUCUGUCCCUUCUUGCUACUGGACCCAGACUCUGGCCCAGCUUGCAGAUACUGGGUCUUGGAAUGUAGCUAAGUUUGUCCUAGGAUCUCUCAACCAGAAUGACUGGAAGCAUUUGGAAAAUCAAAAGAAGGUUGAGGAAAUUCACUUCAAUUGUUUAGGCCGCUCCCCUGUCCCUUCUGCAGUCUCUACCAGAAGCCUUUGCCUUAUGGGUGCAGAUCAUCUACAACUGUCUCAGUCAUUCCUGGUUCUAGAGCUUUCUAUGGGGCAGGCACCUCUGAGAGCAUGAGGUUAAAACGGACCUUUUCACAGCCUAAUGGAUGAGCAGUGAAUGCUUCUGAGUCUGCUGAUGUCCCACCCUGGAGCCCCAGGGGUAUGUCAGUGGGAAGGGCGGGUUCAGAACCGUCUCACCCAGCGCUGGCCUGUGAGCGCCAGCCGCCCUCCAUCUGGACUGAAGGAGGUCAGCAUCUGCCAGCUUGUCUUCGUUCUCUGUGCGUGGACGUGUUGUAAACCUGUAAGUUGCAGGUAUCACGAGACCGUGGAUCCCUGCUGUUGCCCUGAAAGGUAGCGGCCCUCUGCCAGACCAGCCAGCGCACAGGCGACGCAGCCACUAACAGCUGCUGUCUGGUCUGUACCCAAAGGUCCCCA